Messenger RNA from Paramecium octaurelia, 933 nucleotides. The record is from the annotation of a GenBank genome assembly. Lineage: Eukaryota; Ciliophora; Oligohymenophorea; Peniculida; Parameciidae.
AUGAAUUAACAGAUAGUUAGCCAUAGCAUACAAGAAAUCACUCAUUAUAACAGAGUACUGGAGGGAAACAAGCGAUACGUGUCCAAAAAACUAGCGACAGAUGAAUACUACUUUAAGAAUUUGUCAAAAGGAUAGAGUCCAAAGUACUUACUCAUUGGAUGUUCAGAUUCUAGGGCUCCUCCAAAUGAGUUGACAGAAACAGACCCUGGGGAGAUAUUCAUUCAUAGGAACAUUGCUAAUUUGGUGAUACCAACAGAUUUGAAUGUACUGAUAAACAUUAUAUUCUUUAAGUUGAAUUGUGUAAUCUAGUAUGCAGUGGAACAUCUUAAUAUCCAUAGUAUCAUUGUUAUGGGUCACACAUGUUGUGGUGGAAUUAAGGCAGCAAUGACCCAAUUCUCAGUGGGAGGGUUGCUUGACUUAUGGUUGAAUCAGAUCAAAAUGGUGUACGAGAAACAUCAAGAUCUUAUUGAAUCACUAGAAAAUGAGGAUGAUAAAGUGAAUUGUCUUAGUUCAUUGAAUGUUAAAGCCUAAGUAAUGAAUAUCUGGAAAAAUCCUAUCAUUUAGAAGUCUUGGCAGAAGGGAAAUCGUAUUAUAUGUGUGUUAUAUUAUAGCCAUUAUGGUUCAUGGUUGGUUGUUCAGAGUUGAAACUGGUUACAUAGAAGAACUACUGAUUGAUUCAUAAACACCAGAAGAGAUGAGUAAAGUCUUUGCUUUAAAAUUUAAGUUGGAUUCUGAGAGAAUACUAUAAAAGCAAGCUUCUCGUCAAACUUCACCAACGAAUAAUACCAGAAAGCGAUUUUAAUUAAUGUAAAAGAAAAUUACUUAAAAUCUUAAAAAAUUAAAAGAAAAUGGUGGAAGAAUAGAAUAAGAUAUUGAUCUUUAAUAAUUAGGGGAAUUAAUUCAAAAUUCAUGACAAUCAUGAAUAAACAAUUU